Messenger RNA from Lachancea meyersii CBS 8951, 1002 nucleotides. The record is from the annotation of a GenBank genome assembly. NCBI's taxonomy places the organism in Eukaryota, Fungi, Ascomycota, Saccharomycetes, Saccharomycetales, Saccharomycetaceae.
AUGAGCUCGAAUAGUAGUAGCUGGGACGUGAAAGAGGCUCUCUCGUUUUUUGAUGCCAAGGUGGCGCCUUUUGAGCACCUCCAGACACAGAAACCUCUGUUACCAUGGCUCACGGACGGACAACUGGCGUUAGUUUUGCCGGUGAUUGCCUACUGGGCGUUUUCACUGCUUUUCCAUGUCAUGGACACGUUUGAGCUGGCGGAGAAGUUUAGAAUCCAUCCCUCAGAGGAGGUCCAAAAGCGCAACAAGGCGAGCCGCCAAGAGGUGCUGAGCGAAGUUUUGCUGCAGCACGUCAUCCAGUCGGUCACGGGCGGUGCAAUGCUGUACUUCGAUCCGGCACCAAGUACAGGGUUUGAACGUCGCGCGAUGUGGGAGCUGAGACAGGGCUUGCCAUCGUGGGUUCCAAGCAGCGCCAUCUAUUUUGGCUACAUGUACGGCAUCUCGCUGGCCAAGGUUUUUGUGGGAUUCUGUUUCGUCGACUCAUGGCAGUACUGGCUGCACCGUCUGAUGCACACUAACAAGACGUUGUACCGCAAAUAUCACUCGAGACACCAUCGGCUUUACGUGCCUUACGCAUACGGCGCCCUUUACAACUCGCCUUUGGAGGGCUUUUUGCUCGACACGCUGGGCACGGGUAUCGCAGCCAUUUUAACGCGGCUGACGCACCGUGAACAGGCUUUGUUGUUCACUUUCGCUACGCUCAAGACUGUGGACGACCACUGUGGAUAUGCGCUUCCUUGGGAUCCCUUCCAAUGGAUUUUCCCCAACAACGCUGUCUACCACGACAUUCACCACCAACAGUUUGGUAUUAAGACCAAUUACGCUCAGCCAUUUUUCACAAUCUGGGACCAACUCUGUGGCACCAAAUUCCACGACUUGGGCAACUACGAAAAAGCUCAGCGCCGCAUUACCAUCGAUAAGUACAAGCAAUUCUUGAGCGAGCGUGAGGCUGAAAAACAGGCUAGGAUAAAGGCCGGCUUGGGGACAAAGAAGGAAAACUAA